AUGUUUCACUCUCAUCUAUUUCGUGAUGUAUCACUACGAUCCAUUGGUUAUCUUAAUAAAGUAUCAGUUAAUUUCUUCUUUCUCGUGAAAACUCAUCUUGAACGAUUUCCAACACGUUGUUUAACGGCAUUUUGUGUGGUUCUCUGUAUUAUUGGUAGUUGGGCUUUACGUGCAUGUAGUUACUUGCCAAACAAUCAACGUUUAUCAGUAUCUGAUUCAAUGUGGUUGUUCAUUGUGACAUUUAGUACCGUUGGCUAUGGAGAUUUAACACCUACUUCAUACUGUGGACGAAGUGUUGCUGCUAUAGUCGGUUUGGUUGGUGUCUUUUCAACUGCUCUUGUUAUUGCUGUUCUUGCACAAAUGCUUUUGUUGGAUCGAUGGGAAAAAUAUGUGCAUAAUUUUGCAUUGAAGGCUGACUUGGAGAAAGAACGUAAAGCACAAGCCGCUAACAUAGUUAAAUUUACAAUAAAAGUUUGGUAUUUGAGAAAAAAAAAUAGAUCUAAAUUAUCGAUCCGAUAUCUUCAAGCACAACGGCAACUAUUUAAUUCAAUAGAUUCUCUUCAAAUUAUUAAACAAAAACAACGAAAAUUAAUCGAUCAUUGUGUUGAUCAAAUUGAUAUAAUUACUCUACAACGUAGUACAAGUGAUAAAACAUAUGAAAUUGCGAAGCAAUUAACAUUCCUGAAAACUAAAAUUGAUAGCAUGGAAGACAAGCUUAUUGACAUGAAUAUAAAUAUAAACAAUACAAUGAACGAUAUGCAAAAAACACUUCAAAUGUUAUUGGAUAAAGUUGCGAAAUAA
This is a messenger RNA of Rotaria sp. Silwood2, 801 nucleotides long. NCBI's taxonomy places the organism in Eukaryota, Metazoa, Rotifera, Eurotatoria, Philodinida, Philodinidae. The record is from the annotation of a GenBank genome assembly.